AUGCGGCCGCAAACCAGUAUCAAGUGGUUGUUCUUCGCGGCGACGUUGACCGUAACGCUUGCUACGUUUGGGAAAGAGCAUGUGCAUAUAAGAAUCCACUUGCCGGAACCGGUCCACCACGAAGAAACAAAAGUGAUUAAGUACGAGGAUCACGGUGGACACGGACACGGUCACGGCGGAGGAGGCGGGGGUGGCGGACAUGCUAUAAUAGUCACUUCACCCAGCGGUCCCGGAGGUCACGGCGGAGGAGGAGGAUUCGGUGGUCAUCACGGAGGUGGAUUCGGAGGUGGUUUCGGAGGCGGCCAUGGAGGUGGCGGCGGUUUUGGAGGUGGUCACGGGGGAGACAUAAUAAUAUCUGAUGGUGGUGGCGGUCAUGGUGGUUUCGAUGAUCAUCAUGGCGGUGGAGGAUUCGGCGGAGGAGGUUUUGGCGGAGGUGGUUUCGACGAUCAUCACGGUGGAGGAGGAUUCGGAGGCGGUGGAGGUUUCGGAGGCGGCCACGGAGGUGGCGGUGGUUACGGAGGUGGACACGGCGGAGACAUAAUAAUAGCUGGAGGUGGAGGCGGUGGCGGUCAUGGUGGUUUCGAUGACCAUCAUGGCGGUGGAGGUUUUGGCGGAGGAGGUUUCGGCGGAGGUGGUUUCGACGAUCAUCACGGUGGAGGAGGAUUCGGAGGCGGUGGAGGUUUCGGAGGCGGCCACGGAGGUGGCGGCGGUUAUGGAGGUGGACAUGGAGGAGAUGUAAUAAUAGCGGGUGGCGGUGGCGGUCACGGUGGUUUCGACGAGCAUCACGGCGGUGGAGGUUUCGGCGGAGGUGGUUUCGGCGGAGGUAGUUUCGGCGGAGGUGGUUUCGACGAUCAUCACGGUGGAGGAUCGUGUUACGACGGUGGAGGAGGUCACGGUGGUGGCUAUGGUGGAGGCGGCAUAGAACACCAUGCCGUUAGCAACGCUAUAUCUUCCGGAUUUGGUAGCAGCGGACAUGGUGGCGGUGGCGGCGGAUACAGUUCGGGCGGUGGCUACGACUCGUAUUCGAGUGGACAUGGAGGCGGUGGUGGCGGAGGUCACGGUGGCGGUGGAUUCUCUGGUUACCAUAAGAAGAAAUAG
Molecule: messenger RNA, 1098 nt
Organism: Ceratina calcarata
Lineage: Eukaryota; Metazoa; Arthropoda; Insecta; Hymenoptera; Apidae
Product: glycine-rich protein DOT1
Exons: 7
Coding region: 1-1098 (365 amino acids)
Source: RefSeq, a predicted model, not a curated record